AUGUGUUUUGUUGAUACCCGAGGAACAGUUAAAGGCCUUGAGGACUUUGGCUUGACUCUCACUUUUGGUGGACUCACGGGGACGAGACCCGAACCGACGAGCACUGCAGCGAGCUCGUCUUCGACACUCGCUAGCUCGGCCUCGGGGCUGCCCUCGCAAGCAUCAGGCAGCCCCACCGCUACCUCGCAGCCAGCUUCAUCCCCCAGCUCGUCAUCUGGAGGCCACUCGAACAAUGGCGCAUACGCCGCAGCAGGCGCCGUAGGCGUGAUAGCGCUCUUCGCACUGUUGCUCGGUACAGCGUUUAGCUACCGCAUGAUGAAACGUCGUCGUCUGGCAUCUCGCCAGCUGCAACUCGCCUCUCCGAACCCUUACGAUCCACGUAUAACGCCCAUCGAUAAACCGCGCCCUGCGUUCUCGCAGCCCGCAACGUUAACGUCCGCUACGGCGUACACUGCGCCGUCGUCCACAGCACCAUCAUCUACAGCAUACGCUUCACAUCCGUCAAGCUCGGGGUACACCGAGCGCAAGGUCGAGACGAGCACUGUCGUGGGCUCGUGGCAGUGGCCCGCCGCGAUGCCGCAUACACCAAUGACGCCCACCUCGCCCAUGUCCUUCGACAUGAUCGAGCGAGGCAUGAGCCGCGCCACGAUACGCAUGUCGGCAGCCACGGCCAGUACAGACUGGGUACACCUCGACCUCCGUCUAAGCUCGCCGACGCCGAGCAUGCUGCGCGCUUACCCGGGCCGGAUCGGCUCGCCAUCACCGUCGCCCGAGCCUCCUUCGCCUCAACCGAUCUCGGGCAUCCCUAUCGGGGUGCACGAUACGUACGAGGAGGAUUUCGUGAGGCCUAGCUUUGACUCGCUUGGGUUCGCGAUGCCGCCGCCUACGUAUCGCUCGCCGAGUCGGCAGACGGACUUUUUGGUGCCGGUUAGUGCUGCGGGACCACAGGAGGGGAAUGCAUAUGGAGGGUUGCAUAUCGAGAUACCGCAACCUGUGAGGGCGAGGCCGGGGGUAGGACCGCCAUUCUAG
Messenger RNA from Peniophora sp. CBMAI 1063, 1029 nucleotides. The record is from the annotation of a GenBank genome assembly. NCBI's taxonomy places the organism in Eukaryota, Fungi, Basidiomycota, Agaricomycetes, Russulales, Peniophoraceae.